UUGACAUUCUGCAAAUUGUGAUCUUGUCAUUAUUCGAUAUUUUCUGAAAAUGGUUGCUUAAGGCGCCUACAGUGAUAAAAAUAAUUUUUACCUAAUAGUGUCCCAGCAUUCCUGUAUUUUAAUGAACAGAAUAUGUUAGUACACGUGAAUAUAGAUCAGUAUCAAGAAAUUUCUCACUGAAACAACAUAGCAACGAAAACGUAAUCAAUAACAAUGUCGACCAGGUCCCAAUUGACCAAGGAUCUCAAUGAGAGUAUCAAAUCCGUUCUCGGGCGCCACACAAAAAUUCUCGUUAAAUACAUGGUCAAGCUAGAGACAAGGGGAGAUAAGGUCGAAAAUCGAGUACUGAUCUUCACACCGGUGCGCAUUUAUCUGUUGACGGCCAAAGUACCAUCACGAAUUGAUUGUCACUUUCAUUACCUUGACAUACAACAAAUUGAAAGUAAAAAGCCAACAUCGUUUUCAAUAUCAACGAAUGACAAAACUUAUUCAUUUUCGACGAUAGGUGAUGGUGGAAAUUUCAGUUCGAAUGCCGAUGUCAUUCUUAGUGAUCUAUCGUCAGCAGUUAAACAAAUUUUCCCAACUGUCCCUCUUCGAUACAUUAUAAGGAAGAUCGAAGUUAAUCCUAUUGAACGAGCGACGGUAUUUUCGGAUGAACUACGCCCAUCGGAUCCACGGAAUGUGGGUCCAUGUGGCGGGUUCAGCAUGCAGUAUGCAUGCAUGUGUGAUUUCCAUUCUGUUCAAUAUCGCGAAGAAGUGGCUUGGGAUAUUGAUACCAUUUAUCUAUCGCAUGAUAAUAGAGUUCUCAACCUACGCGAUUUCGAUCAUUUGGAGCAGAAAGAUUUACUGGCGAUUGUGUCAGCUCUAGAAUACAAUACAUUCUUCCGAGGCCUAAAAAUUACUAACACUCGAUUAUCUACGGAAACAAUCGAAAGAAUCCUUCACAUACUAAAACGGUCAAUGUGGCUUGAGGAGUUGCAUUUGGAGUCGUUAGGCUUAAGGCCUGAUUUUAUUCAUAAACUUGCUAUAUCUGUGAUAUCAAACUCUAAUCCGGCACUCCGAUCUAUCGAUCUUAGUCACAAUCUGCUUGAAGAUAAAGGAGCUAGUCACUUGGCUGGUCCAAUAGCCAAGAUCUCCAAAGGCAUAUUGAAGCUUACACUUUCACACUGUGGACUGACCGCAAAAGGAGUUAACCAGAUAUCACAUUCCCUUUCACUAAAUCCAAAUACAUCAAACUCAUUAACUUAUUUGGAUUUGAGUGGAAACAAUUUAAAAGACGAUUUAAAUAAUUUGUAUAAUUUUUUGGCACAGCCAAAUGUCGUAGAAUAUCUGGAUAUUUCCAGGACCGAUACUACCCUUGAAAGCCUAUUUGGUGCUUUGCUCCGAGGUUGCUCAACGCAUCUUUUGCACUUAAAUGUGUCCCACAAUUCUUUCGGAACUAAAAAAGGAAAAGAGAUUCCACCCUCAUUCAAGCAGUUCUUUACAAGUACUCUGAGUUUAAAGCAUUUAAAUAUAGCAGCCUGCAAGUUGCCGUUAGAAGCAUUAAAACAUUUACUUCUUGGGCUGGCCUGUAACGAGUCUACAGCUGGACUGUAUUUGGAUUUAAGUUGCAAUUCUCUUGGUUCUCAGGGAGCGCAUGUGCUUGAAUCAUGCAUACAUGGUGUUCGCGUACUAUCAAGUUUAGAUAUAAGUGAUAACAAUUUCGAUUCCGACUUAGCUUCCGUUUUGACAGCGAUUGGGAAAAAUCCGUCCAUUCGUGUGCUGCAUAUGAGUAAAUGUUUCACUGGAAUGAAACUGAAAUACAUUGGUACUGUUAUGGAAGCAUUGGUUAAUUUAGUUCAGAAAGACGAUUUUCAACUACAGGAGUUGGUGUUAUCAGAAAACAAACUCAAAAAUGAUUUACACAACUUGAUUAACGCACUCGGUAGCAAUCAAACUAUACAAGUAUUAGAUAUAACAGGCAAUUUGAUGGGUGAUAUUGGUGCUCGAUUGCUAGCAAAGGCUCUUCAAAUCAAUAACAGACUGAAAACUAUAUUCAUGGAUCGGAACAAUAUUACCUUGCAAGGCUAUGGCGACAUUUUGUAUGCACUGGAAAACAAUUUUUCAAUAAAAAACAUUCCGUUUCCUGUAUUUGACAUCGCACCAUGCUUGAAACAGCAUCCAGAACGCACCGAUACGCUAAUGAGAAAAAUGCAAGAAUUACUAUUUCGCAAUGGCAAUGGAAUUCGGCGAUGUAAUGGAAAAGGAUUCAGGUUGCAACAUGGAUAUCUACUGUCAUCGACGCAUCAGAUCUUGGAUAAGUUAGUAGCCGAAACACAGGAAACCAUGUCAAUGCGUCAAGGUUCACUUGAAGGAAGCCUAAUACGUUUAUUAGAAGAUGCCGAAAAUUGUAAACAAUUACUGCCCAAGUUGCAAGAAUCAGUUAGAUGCGAUCCCCAUCCAAUCGAAGUGCGUUUGAACAAAAUGAAAUCUGAGCUGAACUUCACAGUUACAAAAUAUUUAGAGGAAACAAUGGAAACAAUGCUACAGACUGGAAUCGAACAAUGUCCCAAAACUCUUGGUAACCAAACAAUAUUAUUAGAGUUGCGAAAGGGAUGUGAAGAGAGAUUGGUCAUUUCGGAAGAAUUUCUGCAAAAUUGUUUAGUGAAUAGUGCAGGAGGGGAAAUAAUGAAUCGAAUAAGUGAAGUUGAACAAGCAAUGGCGAGUUUGAUUUCUGAUCGUGUAACAGAUGAAGUGUUAGAUGCAUUAACGCGGUAUAAACGUGGAACAAAUACUAUGGACUCUCCUCAUAGUUUAGCAGAUGACCCACAAACGCCAGACACAAGAAGUCGUUCUAGUCAAGGAUCUGAUAGUCUUGUUCAUUUUGGAACUCGUGGUCUAGAUCUUCCCAAAAUGGGACUAAAUUCCCCAACUAAAUUGGAAUAUUUGAACCUUGCUACACCACAACUUCAAAUAAAACGGCGUUCUAUAGCACGGAAGGUACGACCUCAAUCAGUUGUUGGUCUGGGUAUUGAAAAUCUCAGCCUUACUCACAUUCCUGAUAUGAUAGACCCGUCAUCCCCGGAUCGUAGUUACAGUAUUUCCCAAAAAGAAUCUGCCGAUCAAAAAGAAGACGAAAAUUGUGAUUCGAUCACUGAGCUUCCUAGUCAAUCUUUAACGCUUCAACAUCUGGUUAAGAGUCGACCCAAACGUGCAAAAACAAGGGCCCCUAAAAAACCUGUUAUCAAUGCUGAACCUUCAAACAUUAAUGUUGGGGAUGGCAUAGAAGCAUUCUUCAGGCCAGGUUCUGCUACACCGUCAACACUUACACCACUUGUAUCUCCGACUUCUGAGGAAUGUAGUUCGCUCUCAUUCGUUGAUAGCCCGACUCUUAGUCGGGAUGAUGGUGGUCGAUUUAGUAAUGUUACCUCUGGGGAAACCACUCCUAUUUUAGAGGAACGAAGGGUUAUUAAACUAGAAAGGGCUUCUCCGUUAAUGAGAAAUGUGAAUUGGUCGUCAAGGUCAAGGUCCUCGGACAACUUAGAGAAAGUUUCGCCGCUCAUAAACAGAAAAUCGCCCUUAGUUAAAAACACCACAGAACCUGACAAGUUUAGGAACUCCAUUGCAAAACCAUCAGAGCAUGUUUUAAUUACCAGUACCGACACUGCUUCCAAAGAUAAAUCUCCAAAUAACGAGUCGGUUAAAAGUCACAACGCUGACCUACAGAAAAAUAAUGGAAUAGCAAAAACUCCAGUAAUAUCGGCCAAGCCUAGACCUUGGUCUGUUUUGGGUCAUGAGUCGAAAAACGAAUUCGGAGGAAACGAUUCAACGACAACGACACCUGAAAUGAUAGAUAACGAUGUAGAUGUCGUGCUGAUAUCAGGUCAAACGCCUGGGGGAUCGAUUGUUGGUAUCACUCCUGGUGCUAUAAGCGGUGGUAGCAUUGUGGGUAUAACUCCAGGUGCUGUUAUUGAAAAAAAAUCUGUCAGAGACAUAGCAGCAAAUCUGAAUAAAAUUGGUGAAAAUCAAGAACAAUUUUCUGUUGAAAGGCCACCUUUGCCUGGUCCAAGAACGGUGAUACGAAAAAAUAGUUUUGGUAGCACCCAUCCUGCAAAAGAUCGUGAUAAUAACCACAUGAAUCCUAGCGCUAGUGUAAGAAGUUCUAGUGAUGUAAUUGCUAAAACUAGAAGCAUGACAAGUGUGCCAGACCUACGUGGAACAAUUGAAGAGCCUAUAACAAACGACAAUUGUGACAAUAAAGCUGGUCAUGUGAAACGUAUUGCUGGCACUAGUAUCACAGCUCGUUUUGAGGAGACACUAGUUGAAGGUCUUCAAAAAUCGUCUAGGAAACCAACGUAUCGAGAGUCAAAUUUUUUUAAAGAUGAUUCAAUAGACGUAUAGUUUUAGUUGGUGAACGUUCAUAACAAUAUACUUGUUCAAUUAGCUUCGUAUGUAAAAUAGCUACACGUUUGACAGUCAUAAAAGUAAUUCUAAUCAAAAAAGUAUUCGUGCACUAAAACCACAGACAAAAUAAAAAUAUACAAGUCCUGUUUUGAAACACAAAUUCAAUAGACUGCGGUAAUGAAGUACCGAAAACGGAAGAUUUUUUUUUAAAUAUACAUUUAAUCGUGACUACCAUUUCCAAGAGAAAAAAAACAAGUCUGAAGUAUGUUAUUUUACCGUUUGUAAUUGGACUUCCUCAUGUAUUAUGAGGCUAUAUAAGUCAAAUUUUAGCACCACUGCUCUAGCAAAUUUAGCGCUGCGCUUACCGAGAAUACACUGAGAAGAUAAAAAUGAACAAUGGUGCCAAAUGCAAUAUAAUUUUAUUUGUAUCAAAUCCAAUUCUACUUUAAUAGCAGCAAUGAGAAGGAAAGAAAGAAAAACGAAAUCGAUCACAGUCUUUUGAAAAUAUGGAUUUGGAGAUGAAAGGACGUUUUCAAAAUAUAUGCAUAAUUACAGAAAGUAUUCAGUCAACGUUAUGAUUAAUUAAUAUUAUUAUUUUUCCUACUGAACCAAAUCAUCAGCUUCGAAUUAUAAGAAACAGUUUUUUUCUGGUAUUUCAUUUGACAAAAAAUAUGCUAGGUGCUAGGAUUUUAUUUCAAUUCCAUUCCGCUGUUAAACAUUUUUGUUUAUGUAUUCAAAUAGUGUAAUAAGAGUCAAGUUUUGGAUGCGAUUAGCUAAAAAAUAAU
This is a messenger RNA of Uranotaenia lowii, 5168 nucleotides long. RefSeq names its product F-actin-uncapping protein LRRC16A (gene LRR). Gene Ontology annotation, biological process: regulation of Arp2/3 complex-mediated actin nucleation; cell migration. Lineage: Eukaryota; Metazoa; Arthropoda; Insecta; Diptera; Culicidae. Gene Ontology annotation, molecular function: protein binding. Gene Ontology annotation, cellular component: lamellipodium; plasma membrane. The coding region runs from base 214 to 4380 and encodes 1388 amino acids. The record is from RefSeq and is a predicted model, not a curated record. The transcript is spliced from 20 exons.